Messenger RNA from Effrenium voratum, 528 nucleotides. NCBI's taxonomy places the organism in Eukaryota, Dinophyceae, Suessiales, Symbiodiniaceae. The record is from the annotation of a GenBank genome assembly.
AUGGCAUUGCGCUACUACCGCACGUUCAUCGACGAAGUGGUCACCAUUGAGAAUUCGAAGACCGAAGAGAAGCGCGCUUGCAGCAUGCCGCCUACAGGUACAUGCCUGGAGGAGGAGUGCGAAGAGGAGUUGCGAUCUCAGGUGGCGUGCCUCGCAGAGCGAGCUGCCCACCUUGAGCCGCUGCCGCGUGCCGUAGUAAAGCCGGUACAGAUGGCGGGGAGUCGUGGACAUCCGGACCUUUGCCGCCGCCCGUGCCUGCAUUUUGCCGCGGGCGCAUGCCUUCACGGCGAGGAGUGCUUGUAUUGUCACCAGCCUCACCCAGAGCGCGCCGUGACCCUGGACAAGCGCCAGCGCCUGCUGCUGGGAAGCCUCCCAGAAGCGGACCUCCUCGAAAUGCUGGUGCUAGCCUUCGAAGCCAAGCUGCGCGGUGACCUUUUUGGCGUCACCGCCAGGGUUGCCUCGGCUGAGUUGGCCACACGAUCCUGGGAGGCCUUGGAAAAUCUGCGCCACCUCAGCGAUUUGCUGUGA